This is a messenger RNA of Hyalella azteca, 3388 nucleotides long. RefSeq names its product HIRA-interacting protein 3. The transcript has 4 exons. Gene Ontology annotation, cellular component: nucleus. The coding region runs from base 297 to 2648 and encodes 783 amino acids. The record is from RefSeq and is a predicted model, not a curated record. Lineage: Eukaryota; Metazoa; Arthropoda; Malacostraca; Amphipoda; Hyalellidae.
UAAACUAAAUAUCAACUUUUUUCUGUGCCUCUACAGCCCACCGAUUUCAGCAAGCAGCUUAAUUGUGCCAGUGCCUGUUGCACCAAUGAAUGUUUUUUCAUUUUUGAAAAAGUUUAAAUUGAUGAAAACUGACAUGCUCAAUUUUUGACUAGCCUCAAGAACAUUGGUAAUAAAUAUAUAUAAAUUAAAUAAAAAAAAGCAUUGUAUAAUAAUCCAAGGAAAAAUAGCAUCAAACUGGAAGUAAUAAUUAUAUCUUUCAUAUUGAACUUCAAUUUUUGAAAAUUAUUUCAGUCACCAUGGUUUCUCUUGUGGAAAACAUUUCUUCAGACCAAGAGAAAGACUGCUCUAAUAAUGAUACAAGAAGCCAGAGAAAAAUUAAUUCAAAGAAACCUGCAAAUCCACAUUCAUCUUCUGACCCAAGUUCAGACAGUGAAUGUAGUAGCGAUGCUUCACAAGCCAUAAAUAAGAAAAAGAAAGUAGUUCGGAAGAAAAGGAAAAAAUCUGGAAAAAAUUCUAAUGAGUCAGGCACAGAUGAUGAGUUGCUACUUGAUAAAAACAAAUCUAAAGAUUCCUCUAAUUCAAAACUUUCCUCAGAUCAAAUUUCUCUUAAGCUAGAGGAAUCAAAUGCAAAUUUAAGUGAGUCUGAUAUAAAUGGUGAAGAAAUGACCAAGAAGAAAUGUGAAUCAGUCGAACCUUUGCAUAGUUCUGACUCUGACUCUGAUGCCAACUGUGCAAGUCCUGGCAACCAAAACUCAUCAAAGAAGCAGAAGCCAUCAAAGAAUAAGGGUAAAACAUUGAUAGUCAAGCUGGAAGCUUUGAAAUUUGAGGGCCAUGAAAAGACAACAAUUUCUUCCAAAUCUAGUAAGAAUAAUGGUGCAACUUUGAUCAAAGCAGAGCUUCUUGAUUCUUCAAGUAAUGCAAGUAAUUAUGUUGCAUCAGAUUCUGAAUCAGAAAAGUCCAAAAUUGAUUUUUGUAAACAUGAGCUUUCAGACAGUGAUGUUGAAGAAAGUAAAGCACUCUCAAAAAAGCUUCAUCAAAAGUUCAAACAUCAAAAUUAUCUCCAGAGUAAAAAACAAAAUAUUUCAAAAAAAGUAAAAACAGAAAAGAAAAUAAAGAAUAGUUCAAAAGAUGUUGCAAGUUCGUCUUCAGAUGAUGAGCCACCUGCAAGAUAUGCAUCUCCAAAACAUGCUUCCACAGAUAAGAUCAAGAAACAAAAAGUUUCUGUCAAAAGUGCAAUUAAGAAAUCAGCGACCUCAUCCUUGUCAGAUGAUGAGCCUUUGGCAAUGAGAAAAAAGUUGGGGCACUCAAAAUCAAUUUCAACAAAUCAAGUUGUCAGUGACAAAAACUCGAGUGAUGAAUCUACAUCUGAAGCAGAGGAUUUGGCAUCAAAAAGUAAUGGAUUAGAGAACAAAACAUCAAGGAAUUGUGACUCAUCUUCCAAAGAUGACAAGAAAUCUCAAGUUACUCGUUCCACCAGAGAUCCAUUUGCCCGUUACAAGAAGAUGCUGGCUGCCAUGGAUCUCCGUGUGAAUAACUAUGAACGUUUCUUUCAAGGUUGUCGCAGCAUCAAAGCCAAAAAGGACAAGUUUAUUUCAUUCAUGCAGGAGAAUGGCUUGAAAGGGACUCCUACUAUGGCUAAAUGCAAGAAAGUGGCAGCCAAGAACAGGAUCAAGAAAGAAAUAGCUGAUCUAGAUGUUGAAAACAUCAUCUGUGAAACAGGCCGUCCAAAACGCCGUAAUGUUUGGAGCCUCUACACCUCGAAGUCACCAGUAGCACCACAGAGGUCGGGAUCUCAGAAGCGCUCUCGCAUCCAGCUGCUUUCUGGUAGCAACAGUGACAGUGAUGCCAGCAGCAGUGACGGUGGCUGCAACAAAAAAUUAGGUAGUGAGUCUGAAAAAUUCUCUCGGAAACGUAAAUUUCAAAAAGACAGUGAUUCCGAUGAGCUGGUUCAUGAGAACGACUAUAAAUCAAACUCUAGAUUUUUGAGUUCCAGGAAAUCUGCCUCAAAAGAUGUUUCUCCUAAAAAGAAGAAAUCAAAGUCUGACAGUGAAUCUGAUGAUGAAACUCCUUGCAAGCAAUCAAAGUCUGACAGUGAAUCUGAUGAAACUCCUUGCAAAAAAUCAAAGUCUGACAGUGAAUCUGAUGAAACUCCUUGCAAAAAAUCAAAGUCUGACAGUGAAUCUGAUGAAACUCCUUGCAAGAAAUCAAAGUCUGACAGUGAAUCUGAUGAAACUCCUUGCAAGAAAUCAAAGUCUGACAGUGAAUCUGAUGAAACUCCUUGCAAAAAAUCAAAGUCUGAAAGUGAGUCUGAUAGAACCCCUUACAAAAACUCAAAAUGUGACGCCAAACCUUUGAAGAAAAUAAGGCAAUUGACUGCAUCAGCAAAGAAACGACAGAGCAGUGAAAACAUCUCAGUCAGAAUGAGGUAUUCAAAGAAUGUAAAUCGUCAAAACCGGGGGGCCAAGAAGGCCUGUAAGGAGAGAAAUGUUACCGAAUCUGAGCCUCAAUGUGUGGAAGAAGGAGGCGAUGCAUCAGAUUAUGAUGAUGGAACCACGGUGUCAAAGAAAAGGACCAGAACCCAGGAAACUUCUGAUGAAAAUGAGCAAAACUCAAAAAAAUAUAAAAUUGCCAGUGAUUCUAAUGAAUAAAUGUUACUGCAUUGUGUACCGAGUGCAAUUAAUUCAACUGAAAAAGUGAAUUUUCUGAAAAUUUGGGACACGAAGGGCACUGCCCUUAAUUUCCAGUUGCAUAGGUAUAUACUCUUUUUUUUUUGCUUCAAUUUGGCUGGAAAUAUGCCAGAGAAAAGUAGUACUUAUUUCAACUGCAGACUGCAAAAUUGACUAAUAUGUUUUAAGUGGGACUCGAAAUAAUAAACCGUUUUAUUUGUAGAUGUAAUUAGUUCUCUGCCCGUUUAAUUGAAUUUCCAAUGUUAACUUUUCUAGUUUUUCAUAUGGCCCUAUUAAUUUUGUGAUUCAUAUUCUUACAUUUUAUUUGAUGUAUAUUGAAGUAUUUCAUUUAAAAAUUCACAAUGUUUUUAUAACACUGGCGUUAUAAAUGUCGUCUCUGAAAUGUGUUUCUAAGAAGACCUGCUAUUUUGUUCAAUUCUUUACCAGAGAAUGUUCUUCACAUAGGAUUCUCAUGUUGGUUGGUAUAUGCUUUUGCUAAAUACACGCAGAAUUCUUAUGUUGAUAUGGCUGUAAAUUUCGCUUUGUUCACAAAGGAAUAACGUUGACGAUGGUUAGAUUUUAGUUUAUUUUACAAAUGUAUCUGCGUCCUCUUAUUUCUGCAAACUGUAUCUUGAUCUAGCCCCAAGUUGGACGGAAAUUAAGCAGCCCUGUAUCGUUUGGUUGCUAAAAUUCAAUAAAUAACGUGAUUAAAAGAUACAAUG